Molecule: messenger RNA, 1254 nt
Organism: Schizosaccharomyces octosporus yFS286
Lineage: Eukaryota; Fungi; Ascomycota; Schizosaccharomycetes; Schizosaccharomycetales; Schizosaccharomycetaceae
Product: transcription factor Rsv1
Exons: 1
Coding region: 1-1254 (417 amino acids)
Cellular component (GO): cytoplasm; nucleus
Molecular function (GO): RNA polymerase II cis-regulatory region sequence-specific DNA binding
Source: RefSeq, a predicted model, not a curated record
AUGAAAACGUACGAGUGUCCCUAUUGCAGACGGAUUUUCCAUCGUCAAGAGCAUCAAGCUCGUCAUAUUCGAAGUCACACGGGCGAAAAACCUUUUGUUUGUUCUUACUUUGAUUGCCGGAAACGAUUCACUCGUCGCGAUGAACUCAUCCGACAUGUUCGGACUCAUUUACGAAAGGCCCUCGUUAAUCCCGAUGCUCUCUCCAUCACCGUCGAAGACGCUCCCUCUCUUCCCUCCACCAACGAAGAAUCUUCUUCCAAUGCUCAUGCUCAUACCCCAGACGACUCAGAUUCUAAAAAACCUUAUGACCCGGUCCAAGCAGCUGUCGUUGCUUUAUCAGUAGCAUACGCAAAGCCAACCACUGUUUCUUUGACUUCUCAAGAUGUUCAGAUCCAGUCUCUUGGAGCUGCCCGUCCCCGAAGGAAAUCCGCUUCCAAUGCCUAUUUACUUAACAAAAAUGGUGGCUCUUUCCGUCGAUUUUCCGUUUCCGAUAUUUUAAACAAGGGUACGACAGCAGGCUUUACCACUACAUCUCCCGUUUGCUCUUCUCCGUCUUCAGGCUCUUCCGGUCCUUCCGCGAGUCCCCAAACCCGUUCUAUCAAAAAAGAAUCUCACGUUAAUGAUCAUCCUUUCCUCUCUCGUCAAAGUAGAAGAAGGAUCUCUGUCCCUUCCAAACUCCCCCCGUUUCUUUCCUCUUCGUCCGCUGCUCAUUCAAAUUCAAUUUUCCCUUCUCCUCAAUCUGCUCCUUCCAGCUCUUCCUGUCAUUAUCCUUAUACUUCUAUACCAAUGGCUUCCUUUCAGCAUCCACAUCCACAACCCUCGCCGUCAUCGUACGGCCACCCAUCGAUGACACCCAUAUCUCCUCCUUAUGCCCAAGUGCCUCAUACGGCUCCGAAUCAAAGCUCUUUGACUCCGUAUCAUGCUCAGCCAAUAUUCAUAGCACCUUCCCGAGAGUUUUCCAUGCAUCCCCCACCUAAUACUGCUACUGACAAACUUCCUCAUUAUCCCGUUUCCCAAGAGGUCUACAUGGGUCUUUCUAAUGAAAGCACUCAACCUCUUUCAGCAAGACCAUCCGCCACCGAACAAGGUCCCUUUUUAUCGUACAAUUAUAGCGUAGCUUCUCAGUCUAGGCAUCCAUUUCCCGAUCAGCGUCCUUCGUUGAAAGCCCUGCCAACCCUAGAGCCUCCCUCAAAUUCGAGCAAUACAAUGGCUUUACCCACUUGUUCUUUGCAAACGUUGUUUCAAAACGAUUAA